AUGGUUCGACUGUCAUCAGCAGCGCUAUCCAUCCAUGCAAUAGUACUUGUGUUAUUCCUUCUUCAUCUCCAUGUUGGAGUUGCCGCUUUCCCACUAUCGAAAGACUCGUCUUCCUAUGUGUUACAAACCGAUGAAGAUCUGAAUCUCAAUCAAAAUAACCAGAACUGCACGGAUCAUCCACCCCGUCAACACUUGUACGAUGUGGUCGUCACGGAAUUGGAUGCCGUUGGCAAUCACAACGCAUCUCUGAUCAGUCGCAUCAAUGGAUCUUCGGAUUUUGAAUUCAAUUUCAAUCCGGCAUGGUUUCCAGUGCAACAACAACAGCACGAUAGUCAUGAUACAGUUGAUGGGCUCAUUGUUCGCUUGGUCGAUUCUCAAAAGCAUCCCGAAUGGGUCAAUGCCGGAGCCUUGGCAGUAGUACCCGUCAACUUGAACAACAAACCCAUGGCAGUUCGUAACAAAGUGACGGAAUCCAUGGUAACGUGGGCCGGGGCGGAACAACAACCUACUCCCACACAGCCAUGGGGUGCCGCCGAUCCUCGCAUCACGUAUCGACCCAAAACACAACAAUACUAUCUCACGUGGGACAAUUGCACCAAGAAUUGUUGGCCCCAUCGAGUGACAUAUUUAUCCACAACCGACAAUCCAUUGGAUCCCCAGGGAUGGACGUUUCAUGGACCCGUCUUUCCCUUUGCUUAUACCAGUGGCGCGGCCUUGCUCUUUCGGGAUGAUACUGACAAGACACACAACGAUAACAAUACACAUCCGACACACUUGGCAUUUAUUUGCAAUUCCAACACGGCCGAUACCAUAUAUAUUGCCGAAUCAAAGAAUGAUGGAUUGAAUUGGACCAUUCCCAAGGAUCCAUCCCGUCGCAUCCUCAUGAAAGGACGACCCGGAUGUUGGGAUGCCAAGGGUGUGGCCGCCGGUCCUCAACCAGAACGCAUCCCCACCACGGGUGAUUAUCUAUUGAUUUAUAACAUUGAUACCGGAUGGCCCUAUCAUCCCAAUCCGCUGGGUCGAUGUGCCAUUGGUUGGGCCAUUCUGGAUGGAAAAGAUCCCACCAAAAUUGUCGCCAGAGCGAUCAAACCUCUCUUGAUUGCCAGCCGACCCUGGGAAACAUGUCCCAAUCAUCACCGGGGUGAUUCCGACUGUCAAGUUCCCAUGGUAGUCUUUGCUUCGGGACUGAAACCAAUCGGCAACAAUCAGUAUUUGGUCAUUUACGGUGCUGGAGACGCGGUUGUGGGUGUCUCCAAAAUCCAAGUGGUCACCAGGAAUAGGGAAGGAACAAACCAAUGA
Molecule: messenger RNA, 1299 nt
Organism: Seminavis robusta
Lineage: Eukaryota; Bacillariophyta; Bacillariophyceae; Naviculales; Naviculaceae
Source: the annotation of a GenBank genome assembly